CAGUGCCAGAAGGCCAAGAAAGGGAGCUGCUUUGGCCUGUGACGGGUGUGAUCAAAGGCAUCAGCUGGAUCAGUAGGCUGUUCCAGCUUUGAAAGAAGUGAUUCUCUCAAAUGGCUGCCCAAUGUCCUUGUAGAUGCAAAGUUUGAGGCCGAGGCUUUGUCCAAUCAGCUCCUGGACAAACAAGUGCCACGGCACAAGCUUCCGUCAAUCUUUCACUCCAAUUGCCUCUACAUAUCCUGCAUUGUUCUUCAAGAUGGCAGCCAAAAUGACUGUCAAGGAACUCCGUGCAGAAUUGGCGCAGAGGAACCUGGACACAACAGGAUUAAAAGCUGCAUUGGUUGCUCGAUUGGAGGAGGCUGAUGGAAGCACAGCUGCUGCAGCAGGGGCCACAGCGAGCUUGGAUGGCCCCCAACAGGGAGACAAGGGGAAAAGAAAAGCAGCUGCAGCUGCGAAGGAUGAGGAAGCCGCUAAACCAGGGAGGGCUUCAAAAAGGGGGAAGAACAAAGAGCCUGAGCCUGAGCCUGAGCCCGAGCCCGAGGAGGAAGAAGAGGAGGAAGAGAGGAUGGUCACUGCUACAAAGAAAGGGCGAGCCGUCUUGGACAAGCAUCUGCCAGAUCACGUGCAGAGGAGCCAUCAUGUCCUUUCAGAUGGGGAGGAGGUUUUUGACUGCAUGCUAAACCAGACCAACGUUGGAGCAAACAACAACAAGUUUUACGUCAUACAAGUCCUUGAGUCUGACAGUGGCAAGAGCUAUUCUGUGUGGACUCGCUGGGGAAGAGUUGGCGUUCCUGGGCAAAACAAGCUGCAGUCUGGCUAUGACAAGGAGGGCGCCAUUCGCGAGUUUGAAAAGAAGUUCUUCGAGAAAACCAAGAACUACUGGUCCGCAAGACAUGACUUUGCUGCCGUCCCAGGCAAAUACACCUGGCUAGAGAUGGACUACGAUGGGCCCGAAGAUGAGCAGGACGAAAAGCUGAAGGCACUAAGCGAGAAGGACAAGGGGAAAAGCAAAGCACCAGUCAAGUCCGCGGAGUCGAAGUUGGACUCUAGAGUUCGCGAACUCAUUGAGUUGAUCUGCAACCUUGACAUGAUGAGCCAGCAGAUGGUCGAGAUAGGUUACGAUGCUCGGAAGAUGCCGCUAGGAAAGUUGAGCAAGAAGACGAUCAUGCGGGGCUAUGAAGUGCUGAAAAAGAUAUCCGCUGCCAUGGAAAGCAAGCAGAACAACAAGCUUGCUGAGUUAAGCAGCGAGUUUUACACCGUCAUUCCACACGACUUCGGCUUCAAGAAAAUGAGUGACUAUGUGAUCAAAUCGCCGGCAAUGCUCAAGAAGAAGCUAGAAAUGGUUGAGGCCUUAGCGGAGAUUGAGUUGGCCACCAAGCUGCUCGGAGGAGACGGCGAGGCCUCUGACGUCCACCCUGCCGAUCAAAACUACGACCGAUUGAAUUGCGACCUCGAGCCUGUGGACGACGACAGCGAAGAAGCCAAGAUGCUGCGGAAGUAUGUGCAGAACACGCACGGGCAUACCCACAGCGGGUACAAGCUGGUGGUGGAGCAGAUCUUCAAGGUCCGGAGACAAAGCGAGGAGGAGCGGUACAAGCCGUACUCCGACAACCAUAACCGCAUGCUACUCUGGCACGGGUCCCGGCUGACCAACUGGACUGGCAUCCUCUCUCAAGGUCUGCGCAUUGCACCGCCAGAGGCGCCGGUGACUGGCUACAUGUUCGGCAAGGGCAUCUACUUCGCCGACAUGGUGUCCAAGAGUGCCAACUACUGCUUCACCUCCGCUACCAACCCAACCGGCAUCCUGGCCCUUGCAGAGGUUGCGCUCGGGGAUAUGUACGAGCUCCUCGAGGCGAACUACGAGGCCGGAGAUAUGCUCGAAAACGGGCAGAUGAGCACCAAAGGCAUCGGCAAGACCGCCCCCGAUCCUGCACAAGACGUGCUCUUGCCCAAUGGAGCGAAGGUCCCUCUGGGCACCCCGAAAAACACAACUAACGGCCGGAGUUACCUGCAAUACAACGAGUUCAUCGUGUACAAGGAGGCACAGGCAUGCAUGCGCUACUUGCUGAAAGUGAAAUUCCAAUACACCUACGGUUCGAGCUAUUAGAGGUUACGCUUGAUUUAGACGACCAUAUGUCGUACAGCCCUUCAUGAUGAUCAGAGUGCAAAGCGCACUUCGACUUAAAGAGUUCUUAUUGGACUUGUAAGAUUCAAGUUUGGCAGGCGGAAUAAGAAGACCAGCGAGCAACUUUCAACCCCUGGCUGGGGCAGCAUUGAGAUUUACAACUCGGAACGGCAGGGCCGGUAUGCUUGAUGCAAUGUUAAUCCAAAUCUCUUACUAUAACCUAUUCAAGC
This is a messenger RNA of Klebsormidium nitens, 2352 nucleotides long. NCBI's taxonomy places the organism in Eukaryota, Viridiplantae, Streptophyta, Klebsormidiophyceae, Klebsormidiales, Klebsormidiaceae. The record is from the annotation of a GenBank genome assembly.